AUGUCUGCCAAGGAGCCCAAUCGUCAUCAGCUCUCAUCUCGUUUACAAUACCAAUCUCAUAUUCCCGCAUUUUUGCAGAAAUUUCAGAAUAAAAUUCAGGGUAUAACGGACGAAGAUGAGGAUGAACCACAAUACUACGACGACGGUUCAGGACGUCCACCAAUACCUGUCCGUCCUGCGAUACCUGAACGACCCGAUGAUGAUCCUGGAAGUGCAGACGAAGACGGUAUUGAUGAAAGACCUCAGGUAGUUGUGCUGAAAGAAGGCAAGCAUCUCACAGAGAGGGAAGCAGAGAAUGAGAGACGGAAAGAGAAAGGACUGCCACCACUCCCUGAUCCCACCAAGAAAGUCGAGGAUGACGCCGAGGAUGACGCAAAAUCAGACAUGAACUCUUCGAAGAAGAAGCACAAAGAGGCUGGUAGUCUGUCGUUUUCCUCUUCGGGUGCGAAGGCCCAACAAUCCAACAAGCUCAAGCGAAAAGUUGUUGGAGAUUUGGAUGGUAGUGAUGAAGGCACCAAGAAAGCAUCGAAGAAAAAGUCGAAGAAACCACGGAAAGCACUACUUUCAUUCGGAGAAGAUGUGUAG
Molecule: messenger RNA, 585 nt
Organism: Suillus paluster
Lineage: Eukaryota; Fungi; Basidiomycota; Agaricomycetes; Boletales; Suillaceae
Exons: 2
Coding region: 1-585 (194 amino acids)
Source: RefSeq, a predicted model, not a curated record